UCGUUCUUCUUCUUGUUCUUAUUAAUAUGCCCAUUAAUUAGUUAGCAUUUUAAGUCGUUGAUUGUUAAAUGUGGGUGCUUUUUACGUGCAGGGCAAAAUAAAGAAUAUAACUUUUGAAGGUUUCCACAAGAAUUAUGGAAACAAAAAAAAAUCGCGGGCUAAUAAGAUUAGAAGGAAAUAUAUUCGAUUAUCUCAGGUAUUAAGGAGAUGUCAUUUGGUUGAAAAUAAAAGAAUUCAAUCAAAGAAGAUUGUUAAACAUCCGGUUAUCAUGCUAUGGUUGAAGAAUUGGAAUGUUUCUAAGGGUUGCUGUUUGCUACUUUCUAAGUCCUUUUGUAAGGCGCAUUUACCGGUGGUAGAUACUACUAUGGUACUCGAGGCAGAGACCGGAGAACGAUAUGAAGUCAAGUUUCUAUCACGAUCUUGUAGGUUAAGUGGUGGGUGGAGAAGGUUUUCAGUGAGUAUGAAAUUGGAAGAAGGAGAUGCUGUUGUUUUACACUUGGUUGAAGUUACCAAAUUCAAGGUAUACAUCAUAAGGGCAAAUUCUUCAGAUGAAGUCAAUCUACCUGUACAUGUCUUUAAUUUAGUCGUCAGUCGUGUAAAGCGAAGUGUUUCUAGUAAAGCAGAUCGCAGUCAGCUAUUCAUCUAUAGGAGAGGGGAAGUACAAGAAUAUUUGCAGGGGAAGCAAAGAGAGUUCAAGGCUGACAAGAUACGGGGAAAUGAUACACGUGUAUCUCAGGUAUUAAGGAAAUCCCGUUUAGUUCAAGUAUCAAAGCUGAUUGUUGGACAUCCGGUUACUGUGAAAUGGUUGGUGAAAUCAUACACUUCUGGUAGUUCUUUGCCACUUCCUACGACAUUUUGUAGGGCUCUUUUACCACUGGAAGAUGCUAUAAUGACACUCGAGACAGAAAUUGGAGUGCAAUAUGAAAUUAAGUAUCUGGCGCAACAUUCUAUACUCAGUGGUGGCUGGAGAAAGUUUGCCAUGCAUAUGAAAUUGGAAGCAGGGAUGCUAUUGUUUUCCACUUAUGAAGCUACCAAAUUCAAGGUAUACAUCAUAAGAAAGAAUGCUAAUGAAGUCCGUCUGCCUGUUCAUAUCCUUGAAUUACUCAGUCAUGCAGAGCGAAGUGUUUCAUCUAAAGAAGAUAGCAAGCACCUAAUUGUGUAUAGAAGACGGAAAGAAAAUCAAAUAGCAGGAAACUACAGUUGCAAGAGCGCGAGACUCAAUUCCAGAAAUGCUGAAGGCUCCAUGUUACUUAAUGAUAGGAUACUUUUCAGUAACAUCAAAAGCUUUGAAGAGUUCAAAGCUGCCAUACACGAGUUGAUUCAAAACCAUGAGCUGCCUCACUACGCCAUUCAGGAAUAUUACCAACUAUGCUGCAGUCAGAAUGCAUUUCUUCAUGCUGAUUUAUUCAGAGGAAUCAAUACAGGCGUAUAUAAUCAGAUCAUAGUUAGGGCCAUUAGAAAUAUCAUAUUUGACACUGUCAACUUAGCCAAUAUAUUGAGUACUUGCAAGCUCUCCACCUUCCUCCAAAAGUAUGAAUCAAUGGACAAGGCCUUAAAGACCUUUGAAGUUCUAGGAAUGAAUGUCAGCUUCCUCCGUGCUCGUCUACACCACCUUAAGAACCUUGCUGUCAGUUCAGAAGGCGCAGCAGACAGAAUUCAAUAUGAAGUAGCAUGUCAUGAACGUGGACGUGCAAAAGGUGAAGUAAGGAAACUGGAACUUAUACUUGCUAAGUUACAAGCAUUAAAGCCCAACCCUUUCGAGGAUAAACAUAGAGAAGGAAACUCCUGGCUUGAGGAUGUUAAAGUCGAGAUAAGUAACCUCCAAGAUUUGAUUGCGGAAUUAGGUGAGUUUUUUUCUCAAUAUGAUGCUCACAUUGAGACAUUAAAGUUAAAGGCUAAGGCUCAUGAACUGAAAUUUCAGGAAGAAGUUAGUGCAUCAUGGUUGAACUGUCCUAUUAAGUGAGCACAUACUGAUUACUGAAUGCACAUAAUUGAAGAGAAUACAUAUUAUGUUUGUAAAAAGGUUAUGUAAUACAGUAGUAAUUUACUAGCUCUGUUUUCUUGGUAAAUAACUAGAUAUGCACUAUACAGUACCAAAUUUUAUCAUAUUUGAGUAAUGUAAAGUCUCUAAAAUUCAGACAUUGUUAUGGUCUGCUUCCUUUACACUUUGUUUGGAUAGGAAGAAAUGGAAGGAAAAGAAGAGAAGAGAA
Molecule: messenger RNA, 2210 nt
Organism: Chenopodium quinoa (quinoa)
Lineage: Eukaryota; Viridiplantae; Streptophyta; Magnoliopsida; Caryophyllales; Amaranthaceae
Product: B3 domain-containing protein Os01g0234100-like
Exons: 8
Coding region: 269-1963 (564 amino acids)
Molecular function (GO): DNA binding
Source: RefSeq, a predicted model, not a curated record